CCAAACCACCCUGAUUCCCCUCCGUGCGCAGUAAUUGCUGUUUGGGUCUAUCCCGUGUCACCCGCAGCCGUGUCCUCCCCGAGAGAAGCAGUGAACCCUAGUUGACUCAGUCUCUCAGCUCCACCGGUCCCAGGCUGGUGCGUCCCGUUGCGCACAGCUCAGCACAGUUUCCCAGCACUGCACACUUCACAGGCGCUCUCCGGAUUCCCCAAAACACCUCAGGACUGCUCGUGGGAAAGAUUGCUACAACUUUACGUGUCAGUAUGUUUCAUGUCUGGAUGACAGAGGAUCGGUGACAAGAAGACUCGGGGGAGUUCAGGUACAGCAGGAAGAAGGACGAGUCUUGGCUCCCCCCCCACCCCACCCCACCCCAUCCUACCCGAGCACUUUGCGCAAGGUGAAAUAGCAGAGGCUUCUGUUGUGGUUGAUUGAUCGGACGCCUGCAUUACAUGGAUUUCUUCCCCAGCUCUCACUUGUGAUGUUACCUAUUACUCUCUGAGCUCUUGUUAGUUGCUCUCCGCUUCACUUCCCUCCCAAACUUCAGUCAGUGGAUCAUUUUCAGAGCGACAGGAUGGGAUCGCAGACCGGGGCAGCUCUGCAGAAACAUUCGCUCCUGUGGUUCAUUGUAGCAGUGUCUCAGUGUGUGUCAGUAUUGGGGUGUGGACCCCACUACGAAUAUCGCAUUGAGGAGUUCUGCCUGGCCAAAUUCAGACUGGACAUGCAAGAGCUGGACCAGAGACACUGGUGUAGCUGGGAGGACACAGUCGAACUAUACGGCGAGCUGACAAACUGCACGUACCUGGUGGCGCUGAAGAUGGAGUGCUUCUGGCCCAACAGGCUGGUGGAUGAGUUCUUCAUCCGAAUCCACAAGCACUACUUCCACGACUGCUCAAUGUCUGGACGGCUUCUCAGGGACCCACCCAACCGCAUCCUGGGUCCCUUCAUUGUUGUGCCCAUCCUGGUCACCCUCCUCAUGACAGCCCUGGUAGUGUGGAGGAGCAAACGCAGCGAGGGGAUUGUGUAGUGAAUGGGAAGGAGAGGUCACAAGACUCAAGAUAAGAGAUACUUGUCCCUAAGGUUGCAUCAUAUUCACCCUCAGUGACCAAAGGAUCUCUUUUCCUGAGUGUUUGGGUUCUAAUAAGACCACAAUCAUGUCAUUAUUCGUUCUUGAAGAGUAGCUGAAUGAAAUGAGAUCCUACUUCAGUAAUGUUUGAAUGCACAUCAAUAUGAAGCUUUUGCAGCUCCCAUCUGCUGUUACACCAACAUGGAUUGAAAUCAUUUAUAUGGUUUACAGCGCAAAGAGGGGGCAGAACUGCUCACCUUUAACUGGUGUGGACCAGGAUAGUGACUGAUGGAAAGAUACUGUAAAUAUUUUUAAAAAUCACUUUUAUUGAGAGAACCUGCUUCAACGACUUUUGGAUGUGAUGAUAAUGCUAGUAAGUACACGUAAAGGAAUUUAACAACAAUUUUUUGAGACUACAUAACAUGGCAACACAGGAAUGAAAUGCAGUGCUGAACUUGGCCUGUUUUACGCAAUGGCUAGGAUACGACAAGUCAGUUACUCCAAUCUCUGUUAGGGAACCCAGGUAUAUCAGAUUUUAUGUACAUAUACUGUAAAUAUACACAGUAUGUACAAUAUGAGAUUAAUUGGUCAGUGAUUGUAAGGAUGUCUUUCUAACACAAUCAAGACAACAAAACAUUGUACACUAAAUUAAUUUCCUCAGAUGCAUUUUGUGUUCCAUGUGAUGCAGAGAUACCUGAUUUUAACAGAUGUGUAUUAUAUUUGAAAUAUACUCUCUGAAUCAUGCAGAUGGCUUAUCGUCACAUUGUCAAGGUAUAGUGGGAGUAGAAUGUGUCUGUUUUUAGUUUUCAUAUCCUUUCCUCUGCUCAUAUCAGACACUCUGGCUUCAGGUCCUUAAUGUCUUGGCAUACCAAGAGCUCAGUCUUUGAAUGGGAAGCAAAGACAUGUUUCCAUAGCAUAAUGCACACUGAACCAGCAGGAAAAAAGCAGGAGGUAAUGAUGUGACAAACUAAAGAUUGGCUUCCUUUGGACUACAGGAGAUUGAGAAAUCACACAACACAGUGGACGGUCACUACGCAGGGGUUGAGACCCCAAUUUGGACAGGCUGUGGUGAUGUGAUGUUCUGCAGCUUCCAUCCUCCAUCACCAAGGAAACUAAAAGGAAGAAAUGCUGGAGACACACAGGUGGAAGUGGUUGAGAGUGAAGACUCUGAAGGCCAACAUACAAAGAAAGAAGUUUGGAGACUGCAGACAGUUAAUUAACCAAAAAUUCUUACAUUCUGUCUGAUUUUUCUGCAUGCAUGUUGUUUACCAUACAGAAAGACACAAUAUCAUCAAUUACCAUAUUGAUUUCAGCUAAAUGAGGCAGUUAUCUGAACAUGUGGAAAGAAAAAGAGAACAAAGAGUAGAAAAUUCACAGCGGAAAAAAUCACAAGUCUAACUACAGAGAGAACAUAAAGCAAUGGAUUAGCCAACGCACAUCUCUGCUGAACAUUACCAUAGCCUAAAGCACAGUUUGUGUAUCACGGACCUUAGGUUUUCAUUGAUUUAUGAUCUCCCACUGUGGUAGAGUGUGCUGUGUGAACUGUUUCCUCAUUGAUAUUUUUGAAUGCUCUCUUUCCUUUAUAGAUUCAUUGACCUGUAACCUGCCUGUCAGUAAAACACAUUUUAAAACACACCCACACUUCCUCAACAUGAUCUUACUUUGUGCUUUGUGCCAAACGCUCUUGGAAAUCAGACAGAACAUUUGCUAUGAAAUGUAUAAUUUUCUGUUGCCGUGACUUCUGAUGAUUGAAUUUUAAAAUCUAUGAUCAUGAAAAAAGUUCAAUAAAAUGUCUUUAUUAAUGUGUCUGAUA
Molecule: messenger RNA, 2876 nt
Organism: Dicentrarchus labrax (European seabass)
Lineage: Eukaryota; Metazoa; Chordata; Actinopteri; Moronidae
Gene: ramp1
Product: receptor activity modifying protein 1
Exons: 3
Coding region: 572-1024 (150 amino acids)
Biological process (GO): G protein-coupled receptor signaling pathway; intracellular protein transport; protein localization to plasma membrane
Cellular component (GO): membrane; cell surface; signaling receptor complex
Molecular function (GO): coreceptor activity
Source: RefSeq, a predicted model, not a curated record